Messenger RNA from Liolophura sinensis, 801 nucleotides. Its product is annotated as con-Ins Im2-like. The record is from RefSeq and is a predicted model, not a curated record. Bases 85 to 492 code for a protein of 135 amino acids. Gene Ontology annotation, cellular component: extracellular region. The transcript is spliced from 2 exons. NCBI's taxonomy places the organism in Eukaryota, Metazoa, Mollusca, Polyplacophora, Chitonida, Chitonidae. Gene Ontology annotation, molecular function: hormone activity.
UGAGCACACGCCGGGCUGGCCAGAAUCAACAAUACAACGUAAAGGGUUUCUUAAGGAGAAAAGUUUCUUUUGCCAGCUAUCACAAUGAUAAUGCAUGGUUGCGUUAGCGUAUGUUCCGUCUGUCUGCUCGUCAUGUAUUUAGGAUGUACGUAUGCUGACUUAGACAAGCUAUGUACGAGUGAGAGGAGAAGGGAGGGUCCCGUCAGCGGCUCUGUCUGCGGGGCAAACCUGGUGCAGAUAGUCACAGACAUUUGCUUCCCAUACGGCAUCAAUGGCGCCAACAAAAAGAGAAGCGUUAUAAGUACUGCAGAAGAUGUGGGCCUGAAGGAAAUCUUUUUGAACAAGAGAGACGCCUCAACUUACCUGAGUAAACGGACAUUGUACGAAAAGGGCAUCACAUGUGAAUGUUGUUAUCACAGGUGUCGCUUCAGGGAAUUACAACAGUACUGUCGCUCCCCUAACAUCUAUGCCAAAAGGUCGACCGAUUCUUAACUGAAGCGAGGGCAGAAAUGCUGUACUGACUCUGGUCCGAAGUCCAUUUGAAGAGCAGCAUCUUCUCUAAAUGAUAUAAAAGUGGUGUUGUUAUGCCAAAUUUGAACUACCAUAGGAAUCGUCUUAUUUAUAGUGUGAUGUAAGCUGCAUGAUGGUAUCUUGUUUGCACAAUAUAUGUUGUACUGUUUUUUGCUUAAUGUAGAUUCUGAUGUUUUGCUUUCUGUUUUUUUUUUAUCUGUUUUUGAUUUUAUACUUGUAAAUGGAUUAUUUUUGAUGGUAAAAUAGCAGAAAAAAUAAAAAAAAUCAUUG